Messenger RNA from Cordyceps militaris CM01, 318 nucleotides. RefSeq lists its product as uncharacterized. The coding region runs from base 1 to 318 and encodes 105 amino acids. NCBI's taxonomy places the organism in Eukaryota, Fungi, Ascomycota, Sordariomycetes, Hypocreales, Cordycipitaceae. The record is from RefSeq and is a predicted model, not a curated record. The transcript has a single exon.
AUGUCCGAUUUGGCUCAGCGUCCUCGUCCCAACCCCGCCAACCCACUGUCUAUCCCGCUACCCGCCGCCAUCCAUCCACCUACAUCCCUUGAUCUCAUCCACAUCCCGACCGCUCAGCCUGUCGCUCUACCAUGUGCAAAGUCACUCGGCCCUGUUCAGGUGCUAGCCGGAGCCAUGCGAGUAGCUCUAGGCUACUUUAGGGACCUUGAUUGCGACAAGAACACGAGGACAUCAUCAACCGAUGCCCCGCGCGAGGAAGAUGCCUCGGGAUGCAGCCAGCUAUCAGGGCUCGCCAACUCUCUCGAUUCUGCUGCCUAA